Molecule: messenger RNA, 1205 nt
Organism: Colletotrichum destructivum
Lineage: Eukaryota; Fungi; Ascomycota; Sordariomycetes; Glomerellales; Glomerellaceae
Exons: 1
Coding region: 981-1205 (74 amino acids)
Source: RefSeq, a predicted model, not a curated record
CCGGCUUUCUAAGAAUAAAAGCCCUCAACUCAACGUCCAGAUUUCUAAUUCGUCCAAGUGUGGAAAAAACUGCCCUGGCAGAGGCUACACACCCACUUGUCCCCGUCAUCCAGUUAUGCGUCAUGUCUCUCACUCCCCUUGACGGCCACCGUUUUCUCAUGCAGGCCCUUGGAUUCCUCGGGUGGCAUCCGAUGCCAACGGCAUGCGAAGGGGUGUGGCCUACCGAACCAGUCGUCGCCUCCCGGUCCACAGCACAACCUAAUUCCUUGGAGCCGGCGAGCAUGUGAGCGUGCUCGAAUAAUGUUGAUGCAUACUGGCGUUGUAUUCGGAGACGCCAACGAGGCCUCGCGGAUCCAGCUGUGCAAGCCUUUUCAGUCCGGUGAGUAAGGCAGUUGUGCAGGAACACGAAACACACAAAGGGAUGGGGAUCGAGCUGGGCCAUUCAGAGGGCUGAGAUGGCGCGCCUUAGUCUUACCCCUGCAAGCACCCACGCACCUUAGGGCAACGACAACCUCUGGCAAUCCUCUGCCAUGAGGUGCCAGGCACCACUCAGCAACCAUUGAGAGCAGCUUGGCAUCUCAAUGGCCAGCUUGAUAGCCCAUAACGCUCGCUUUUCGCCAGCCAACGACCCCGCGUCGCGCUUUGAGCUGUUGGGUGGCCUCCCUGGCCCCAUGUUGGCUAGCGAUGACGCAGCCGCCACUAGCACGGAAUUUUCGGGCGCGCGCCUGGCCUCGAUACCCCUCCCUGGGUUGGCAGAUGCGUUGACGAGCGUUGUUUCUGCUUCCUCUAAGUCUUCCCCAUUCUUUUACGCGUCUGCAUGUUGAUUCGAGUCGUCGCGAAGGGGCGCUGGAUUGCUGACUGCGUCACCCGACCUUGACCCCGCCAAACGCGAGUCGAGUCGAUUCGAUCCGAGCGGUCUUGAUGGAUCUAGCAACAUAUUUGGACUGUUCGUCCCCGUUGGUUCAAGGUGACACCCAAGCAUGAACCCUGACACCCCUGGCAUCAUGGGCGCGCGUUGGCGGGACUCGGGAGCCUCUGAGGAUCCCGGUGCAUUGAACGGCGUACAUGGAAAGCAGGCGUCCCAGGUUGUGAUGGUGGUUAGGGCUAACCAAGCCUCGCAAGUGGCCCGCGGCCCGUGGCUGAUGAUCAUGGCGGGACAGGCCAGGCAGUGUAAUAAUGGUGAAGCAGACCAACGAAGCCAGUGA